Messenger RNA from Tauraco erythrolophus (red-crested turaco), 1221 nucleotides. Lineage: Eukaryota; Metazoa; Chordata; Aves; Musophagiformes; Musophagidae. The record is from RefSeq and is a predicted model, not a curated record.
AUGGGUGGAUGCCCCAGGUUGACUGUUACUGUCUGCUGUGUGAGAGUGGGUUCGAUCCUGACGGUGGUGCUGGAGGCUGUGGAAGUGACGCAACUGCUGGUAGUGCAGACCUGUGGUUCCCUGGUCCAGGCAGCGCUGACUCAGCCGUCCUCAGUGUCAAAGAACCUGGGAGAAACCAUCCAGAUCACCUGCUCCGGGCUUAGCAGCAGCUAUGCUUUGGCUGGUUCCCUGGUCCAGGCAGCGCUGACGCAGCUGUCCUCAGCGUCAGCGAACCUGGGACAAACGGUCCAGAUCACCUGCUCUGGGCUUAGUAGCAGCAGCAGCAGUGCUUAUGUUGGCUGGUACCAGCAGAAGACACCUGGCAGUGCCCCUGUCACUGUGAUCUAUGAGAGCAGCAAGAGACCCUCGGACAUCCCUUCACGAUUCUCCGGAUCCAAGUCCGGCACCACGGGCACGUUAACCAUCACUGGGGUCCAAGCUGGUUCCCUGGUCCAGGCAGCGAUUACUCAGCCGCUCUCGGUGUCAGCAAACCUGGGACAAACCGUCCAGGUCACCUGCUCCGGGGUUAGCAGUGGUUAUGUUGGUUGGUACCAGCAGAAGGCACCUGGCAGUGCCCCUGUCACUGUGAUCUAUCAUAAUACCAAGAGACCCUUGGACAUUCCUUCUCGAUUCUCUGGUUCUGUGUUCGGCACCACGGGCAGAGACAAACCGUGGAAUCAAAGUUCCCUGGUCCAGGCAGCCAUGACUCAGCCAUCCUCAGUGUCAGCGAACCCGGGACAAACCGUCCAGAUCAGCUGCUCUGGGCUUCACAGCAGCAGCAGCAAUUGGCUGCGACACAUCCCUUCGCGAUUCUCCGGAUCCUUGUCCGGCACCACGGGCACGUUAACCAUCUCUGGGGUCCAAGCUGACGACGAGGCUGUCUAUUACUGUGGUGGCGCUACGACGGCAGCAAUGCUGAUUGGGGUCAUGGAGGCACUGAGUUCCCUGGUCCAGGCAGCGCUGACUCAGCAGCCGUCCUCGGUGUCAGCGAACCCGGGAGAAACCGUCCAGAUCACCUGCUCCAGGAGCAGCAACAGUUAUGGCUGGUACCAGCAGAAGACACCUGGCAGUGGCCCUGUCACUGUAAUCUACUGGAACGACAAGAGACCCUCGGGCAUCCCUUCACGAUUCUCUGGUUCGUUCUCCGGCACUACGGGCGCAUUAACCAUCACUGGGGUCUAA